Molecule: messenger RNA, 1867 nt
Organism: Anguilla rostrata (American eel)
Lineage: Eukaryota; Metazoa; Chordata; Actinopteri; Anguilliformes; Anguillidae
Product: MOB kinase activator 2-like
Exons: 5
Coding region: 1094-1780 (228 amino acids)
Biological process (GO): signal transduction; positive regulation of protein phosphorylation
Cellular component (GO): nucleus; cytoplasm
Molecular function (GO): protein kinase activator activity
Source: RefSeq, a predicted model, not a curated record
GCAGCUGGGGCCUCGGUCGGCUCGUCUGUCGGGGUAACAUGGGAAAACGCACACGCGACAUCCCAGAAACAGUCCGCGAAACUUCAGAAACUGGUGUAUGACGUGAUUAUAAAAACAAAAGGGGGAAAUGAAAUCGCGGGUCUUUGCGGGAUGUAUUUAAACAUUUGUGCACGAGAGUACCCUUCAUGAGUGCGUCCAAAUUUCAUUUAGUAAAUUUGUAUGCUUAAAGCAAACAUUGCAGGGCGUGAAUGAUUAGUUUUUGGUUGGAUUGAAUGACUGGGACUUGGCAGAAGAUUUGAUUGAUUUUAUUGAUUAGAUCUCUUUGUUUUAGUAGGGGCGGAGGCUACAAUGACUACAAUAAGAAAAAUGCGAGGAUUUACAAUGGCAGUUUGACCACGACAGGGAAGAGAGGGAUGUGUAACUUAUUUCGUAUAUCGUGCAUUUUUUUGUUACAGCUACUACCGUUUUCUCCUCAAGUUCCCGGGGAUAGUUAGUGUCAUGGAGUUAGCCCACGACAAUAUAUUUCACGGGUAGCAUACGAACGGAUGAAUUGCGUAUUUAAUCGCAAACAGUCAAUCAGCACAAUAGUUGAGUGGAAUUCCUAAGAGGGAAAACAUCGGGUUCAUUGCAAAGUGCAACCAAUUACUUUUUUUCCUAAUAGCACAAGCUGGCUGCACUUGCAGACUUCUUGCAUCCAUGAAUCGACUGACGGAGAACAAUAUAUCCUAACAACAAUAUCUGUUCACCUUCCUGUCGAAGAUCUUGGCGUCAUCUUACACGCACCUGCGAUGCUUUUGAACUUCCAUGUAUAGGCUAGUAAUUAUUAUUUAAAAAACCGUUAUACAAAGCUCCUGCCGCCCCCCUGCCUGCUUUUGCCUCCACACUGCCUUGCGGAAGCUUUUUUUUCCCACGAGGUGGUUUGGGAUCGGAUCGGAGAAAAGGACGGGAAACUCGUCAUAGGAAGCCUCUCUGUUUCAUUGUUCUCUGAUUUUAUUUUUGUAAAAAAAAAAAAAACAAGCUGCCGUUUUCUCCGUGCAGCGAGAGCACACCCUGUUCAAUUCUGGAUUACUUUAUCCGACUCCUUUCUGCCGGAAUGAGGUUAAAGAGGAACGGUUCCUAUACUUUGAAUAGGAAGUCGAAGACGAAGCCCAAUGGGAAGAAGCCGCCGCCCGAGGAGAAGAAGCACUACCUGGAGCCGGAGUUCACCAAAGUGCGGGUCGUGGACUUCGACCUGAAGGAGCUGGUGGUGUUGCCCCCGGAGAUAGACCUCAACGAAUGGCUGGCCAGCAACACAACGACCUUCUUCAAUCUCAUAAACCUGCAGUACAGCACAAUCUCAGAGUUCUGCACGGGGGAGACCUGUCAGGCCAUGACUGCCUGCAGCACGAUAUACUACUGGUAUGACGAGAGAGGGAAGAAGACGAAAUGCACUGCCCCCCAGUACGUGGACUUCGUCAUGAGUUUGGUGCAGAAGCUGGUGACGGACGACGACAUCUUUCCCACGAAAUAUGGUAAAGAGUUCCCCAACUCGUUCGAGUCGCUGGUGAAGAAGAUCUGCCGCUACCUGUUCCACGUGCUGGCGCACAUCUACUGGGCCCACUUCGGCCAGACGGUGGCGCUGGAGCUGCAGGGACACCUCAACACGCUGUACACGCACUUCGUCGUCUUCGUGCGGGAGUUCAACCUGGUGGACCCCAAGGAGACCGCCAUCAUGGAGGACCUGUCGGAGGCGCUCUGCACCCCCCUGCCCGCCGCACAGAACCACGUGACGGAGAGAUGAGAGACCGCGCCCACACCGCACGGGCGUGGGGAGGAGGAGGAGGAAGAGGAGGAAGAGGAGGGGGAGCAGGAGGGAGAAGGAUGGGGG